AGGAAAUCGAUAAGUAAAACACUUCAACCUCUGGUUAUAAACCGCCGUUUGAUUUGUACAAAUAGGUCAGAAACAAUAAGCUUGAGCAAAGGUUGUUCACAUUACUAGAUUAGUCUUCCAAGUAAAUCAGAUGGACAAAGGUAGAGAUGAUUUGUAACAACACUUUGUAAUCCAGUAGUUUUACUCACAUAUUCAGGUAGACCAACUAUAGAAAUAUAUACAAGAAAGGUCGAAGCUAAAAUUUAUUAAAAAAAAAAAGAAGAUUUGACAGCUCAGGAAGAAACUCUUUACAAAGUUUUAUUGCAAACAGAAAAGAAAAAAAACAGAGAGUCCAACCGUUCCUGAAAGAAUGAACACUCUUUUGCAUAACUUUUAUUUUCCACCUCACAAUUCUCUAAAUUACAAAACAUCCCCAAAAAAUCCCACAAGAUUAUUAUCUUUCACAAACGCUCGCCUUGGCAUCAACAACACUCGAAUCUCUUGCUGCAACAAUUUGAGAAUGGAUUCGUCUGAGAAUACUUCAGCCUGUGAACAGCAAAAGAUCGUAAUCCCAAACAGCCACAACGAGAAGCUUGUUGGUCUGCUUCACGAAACUGGAUCAAAAGAAGUGGUGAUCUUGUGCCAUGGAUUUCGAUCGAGCAAGAAUAACCGAAUCAUGAAGAAUGUGGCUGGUGCUAUUGAGAAAGAAGGGAUCAGUGCUUUCCGUUUUGAUUUCUCUGGGAAUGGAGAGAGUGAAGGCAGUUUCUGUUAUGGUUACUAUAACCAUGAAGCUGAUGAUCUACGUUCUGUUAUCCAACACUUCUCUGGCAUGGACCGUGUGGUUCCUGUCAUUCUCGGGCACAGUAAAGGAGGUGAUGUGGUCCUCCUUUAUGCCUCCAAGUAUCAUGAUAUCCCUAAUGUAAUCAAUAUCUCGGGACGUUAUGAUCUGAAGGAAGGCAUAAGAGAGCGUCUUGGGGAAGACUUUUUGGAAAGAAUUAAGGAACAAGGAUUCAUUGAUGUUAAAAGUGGAGAAUCUGGUUACCGUGUUACCAAAGAGAGCUUAAUGGAUAGGUUGAGCACUGAUAUUCAUGACGCUUGCCUCAAGAUUGAUAAAGAAUGUAGAGUCUUGACGGUUCAUGGAUCGGAUGACGAGGUAAUACCAGUGUCAGAUGCCAAGGAGUUUGCGAAGAUCAUACAGAAUCACAAGCUGGAGAUUGUGGAAGGAGCAGAUCAUGGUUAUACGAAUCAUCAAAGUCAGUUGGUUUCAACUGUUAUGGAGUUCAUCAAGACAGUCAUUGUGAAGAACAAGAACAUCUAAGUCUUUUUAUUUAUUCCUUUGAGAAAUGUUGAGAUACACAUUACAUACUUCACAUUUGUGUCUGCAAAUAAAGGUGAAACAUUGAUUGAGUUGGUAAAAAGCAUAAGUAUGUUUAACAGAGAACCAAAUCACAAGUUGUGAAAGACAUAUGACAUUAAAGCCG
This is a messenger RNA of Eruca vesicaria subsp. sativa (arugula), 1460 nucleotides long. NCBI's taxonomy places the organism in Eukaryota, Viridiplantae, Streptophyta, Magnoliopsida, Brassicales, Brassicaceae. The record is from the annotation of a GenBank genome assembly.